Anastrepha obliqua is the source of this 1913-nucleotide messenger RNA. RefSeq lists its product as uncharacterized. Lineage: Eukaryota; Metazoa; Arthropoda; Insecta; Diptera; Tephritidae. Bases 158 to 1714 code for a protein of 518 amino acids. The transcript has a single exon. The record is from RefSeq and is a predicted model, not a curated record.
GCGUGCACAUUUCGAUAUUCACCACAAGUCAAAUUUUAUUGACAUAUAAUCUAAAUUUCUAGUGCAAUACAAAAUAACAAAUUUGCAGUUAACGUUCAAUCAAAACAAACCUAAAAAAGUUCCAGAAUUUCUUUUACUUAAUCGACGGUGGGCGACCAUGAGCUCAUGCGCCGAUGCUUCGACCAGUACGACGAAACCGAAUCCGUUGCAAGACGACGAUCUCUCAGAAUUGACCAAAAGGGAGAUUCUCUUUUGGGCCCGUAAACUCAAACUAUCACCGUCGGAGCUCUUUACGCUGUCAAAACAAGACCUUGAGCGUCAUCUUGCACGAGCGCAGCAGGAAGAGUUUUACGAUGAGCAGCGUAAAAAUCAGUAUGCAAGGUUGGAGAAGUUGUCGGAGAUGAAACGAUUUCUGCUUGAGGAGCAAUACAAAGAGCGCCUAAAAGGUGGCGGUUCACCUAAUCGUCGUACCGUUUGGGACAUAUUGUGUACUGCUGCUAAUGAAAUCGAGUCUAUGUAUGCUGAAUGUAUGGAAAGCUCAGGCAGCUAUGGUGGUACACGUUCUUACUCACCUUCUCGAGAAUCCGGUUAUCAAUCCCCUUCGUUUAGCAGGUCUAGGCAACCUCCCGUCCCGAACAUGUGUUCGACCAUUUACCAAAUGCAUCCCGAAGAUUCUCGUUAUACGUCGCCAGGAUUUCCGUCUACACUUACGACCACGCCAAUCAGUUACACAUCAUCUCAGCGAAGAAAUAUUGUGCCUUCUUCACCUCUAAAUGCCACCUACAAUGUAAAUGCACCAAAUGCUACUUAUAACGUUUGUGCGCCGACGAAAGCAACUUUUAAUUUACAAAGAAACGGUGCUGCGAAUGCAACGUGCAAUGUCCGCCGGCCACAAAAUGUCACCUUUCAUGGGCCUCGUGCUAUCAGUGCCACCUAUAACACCUGCCCGCCACGGAAUGUCACAUACAAAGUAUCUCAAAAUCCAAAUGCAACAUACAAUGUAUGUCCUCAGCCAAGAAAUGCAACCUACAGCGUACCACGUGGCAAUGCAAAUGUUACCUAUAAUGUGCCGCAAGCACGUGCCACAAAUGCCACCUACAAUGUUUGCCCUAAUGCAACUUAUAAUGUGUCGGGUGGGCGUAAUCGCACUUUCAAUGCCGCAUCGCAACGAGGACGUGGGAAUAUCACUUUCGAUGUGGGCUCUCGCUCUCGCAACACGUCACCGAGCUUUGCGCCCAAUCCUGUAAUGGCAUCCACACCAAAGAAAAGCCCACGUACCGGCCGAAAGCCAUAUUUUCGUAAUUAUACCGACUACUGUAUGACACUAUCGGGGCUGGGCAUCACCGAAGCAUCACAAAGCAUCUCUUAUGAUGUUUUUAGUGAUAAUAAAAGAAUGGUCCGUGCCGCGGCACGAACUUACUCAAUCCCACAUCGUAGCAAAUCUUGUCCGCCACGUGAAAGCACUAGUGGUAGCCAAUACCCCGUUAACUCUGGCAGCAGUAUACAAUGCCCGCGAGCCGGCUCGCAGGACCGUUCUUCUAGGCGUUGCUUAUCACCAGUUAAAGCUCUAGCAGCGGCUAAUUUAGGAUUCUCACCGUUGGCACGACAAGCUGCUAGUCGUUCGGCCGAUAUGCCACAGCAUCUGUGUCAAGGGAAAAUAGCUCGCGGCUUUUGUGACUGUGAACGACGCUCACGCAGUGUACCGCGUUGCUGAGCAGACAGCGCCUGACGUUUAAUAAAUCUGUCUUACUUAGUAUAAGCGUGAAGUUUCGAAAGUUUUCCCUGUGUGGUCUUUAAGUCAAUAAUAUCAUACUUGCUGGAUGCACUUACGAGUUUAUAAAUUAAGUAAAUGUCAAGGAAUGGCAACACGAUGAAAAUGAGAGCUAAAAAUAUAUUGUAUUAUGUAAUAAAUU